AACAACAGCCUCUCUCUCUGUCCCUCUCUCUCUAUUUACUCAAACCCAUUCUCAUUCAUUCACUCUCUCACACACACACACACACACACACACACACAGUGCUUCUUUUCUUUUUCUGAGCGAGAGGCCCCAUGACGACGUCGUUUGGAGCUGCGAACACGAUUCUGCUAAAGGACCCGAAGCUUCAGAUUCCGAGCUUCGUUCAUGGCGGCCUUCUCAGGCCGUCUUCCAAUUCGCUUGCUCUGACGACAGCAACAAGAAGACGACACACCCACCUGCUCUCCUCUUCCAGCUCUUCUUCUCAUGCUAUCAGAGCUGUCUCCACGCCAGCAAGGCCCGGCACUGCUACUGAAACUAAGCGUAGUAAGGUUGAAAUUAUCAAAGAACAAAGUAAUUACAUUAGGUACCCUCUUAAUGAGGAAUUGCUGACAGAUGCUCCAAACAUAAAUGAGGCUGCCACACAAGUGAUCAAGUUCCAUGGGAGCUAUCAACAGUACAACAGAGAUGAUCGUGGUGCAAGGAAUUACUCAUUUAUGCUUCGUACUAAGAACCCUUGUGGAAAAGUGUCAAAUAGACUCUACUUGACAAUGGAUGAUCUUGCCGACCAAUUUGGAAUAGGAACACUUCGUUUGACCACCAGACAAACAUUCCAGCUCCAUGGAGUUCUGAAGAAGGACCUCAAGACGGUUAUGAGUACCCUUAUUAAAAACAUGGGCUCAACUCUUGGUGCAUGUGGUGAUCUCAACAGGAAUGUUCUUGCUCCUGCUGCUCCAUUUACAAGAAAAGAUUACCAAUUUGCACAGCAAACUGCAGAGAAUAUUGCUGCACUCCUUACUCCUCAGUCUGGUUUCUACUAUGAUGUGUGGGUGGAUGGGGAGCAAGUGAUGACCGCAGAACCUCCUGAAGUAGUGAAGGCUCGCAACGAUAAUUCUCAUGGAACGAAUUUCCCUGAAUCAGCUGAGCCUAUAUAUGGAACUCAGUUCUUGCCAAGGAAAUUCAAAAUUGCAGUCACUGUACCUACAGACAACUCAGUUGAUAUUCUUACAAAUGAUAUUGGUGUUGUUGUUGUUACUGAUGAUGAAGGGGAACCUCAGGGAUUCAACAUAUAUGUUGGUGGCGGUAUGGGAAGAACACAUAGGUUGGAGACCACUUUUCCACGUCUCGGAGAACCUUUGGGUUUUGUGCCAAAAGAGGAUAUAUUGUAUGCAGUGAAAGCUAUUGUUGUUACACAACGAGAACAUGGGAGAAGAGAUGAUCGGAAGUAUAGUAGAAUGAAAUAUUUGAUAGACUCCUGGGGUAUUGAAAAGUUUAGAAGUGUUGUUGAGCAAUACUAUGGAAAAAAAUUUGAGUCUUUUCGUGAAUUGCCAGAGUGGGAAUUUAAAAGUUACUUGGGAUGGCAUGAGCAGGGUGAUGGCAGUUUAUUUUGUGGGCUCCAUGUUGAUAAUGGCCGUAUUAAGGGGAAGAUGAAGACGACAUUAAGAGAGAUAAUAGAGAAGUAUGAUUUGAGUGUGCGGCUUACACCAAACCAGAACAUCAUCUUGUGUGAUAUUCGCAACUCAUGGAAGCGUCCCAUCACUACUGCCCUUGCUCAAGCUGGUCUUCUGCACCCAAGGUAUGUAGACCCUCUCAACUUAACUGCAAUGGCAUGCCCAGCCUUCCCACUUUGCCCACUUGCAAUAACUGAGGCUGAACGAGGAAUACCUGACAUACUUAAGCGGGUUCGAGCAACAUUUGAGAAGGUUGGUCUCAAGUAUAGUGAAUCUGUGGUUAUAAGGAUAACUGGCUGCCCAAACGGUUGUGCUAGACCAUACAUGGCUGAACUUGGACUGGUUGGUGAUGGUCCGAACAGCUAUCAGAUCUGGCUUGGUGGAAACCCCAGUCAAACUUCAUUAGCAAGAACCUUCAUGAAUAAGGUUAAGCUUCAAGACCUUGAAAAAGUUUUGGAACCUUUGUUUUAUCUUUGGAAACGUAGAAGGCAAUCUAAAGAAUCAUUUGGCGACUUCACAACCCGCAUGGGAUUUGAGAAACUUCAAGAGCUGGUUGACAAAUGGGAAGGUCCAGUGUUGGCACCAUCAAGGUACAACUUGAAGCUUUUUGCUGAUAAGGAGACGUAUGAAGCCGUGGACCAACUUGCAAAACUGCAGAACAAGAAUGCUCAUCAGUUAGCCAUGGAAGUCAUCCGAAAUUUUGUUGCUUCCCAGCAAAAUGGAAAGGGUGAAUGAGUUGGCAUGGAAGUCAUCUGCAAUUUUUUUCCUGCCUUGUGGGAUGGCUAAGGUGAAUGUGGAACGAUCUUCUCUCCAGUCUGUUACUCUUCGGUAACAGCAGGAGUGGAUGAUGCUGGUAUUGACUGUAUUGUAUGAAAUUUUUGUGUUUCAGUUUUUCUGCCGCACAAUUUGUGUAAUUUCCCUAAAUUUUGGAUCCCAUUUUCCAUUUGGUUAGGAGAGUUUUUAUUUAUGGUUGCUUAAUAAAAUUCAGUUCCAUGCAUUAAUCAGAAA
Messenger RNA from Quercus robur (English oak), 2495 nucleotides. Its product is annotated as sulfite reductase [ferredoxin], chloroplastic. Gene Ontology annotation, biological process: sulfate assimilation. The coding region runs from base 132 to 2222 and encodes 696 amino acids. Gene Ontology annotation, molecular function: heme binding; 4 iron, 4 sulfur cluster binding; sulfite reductase (ferredoxin) activity. The record is from RefSeq and is a predicted model, not a curated record. The transcript is spliced from 8 exons. Lineage: Eukaryota; Viridiplantae; Streptophyta; Magnoliopsida; Fagales; Fagaceae. Gene Ontology annotation, cellular component: chloroplast stroma; sulfite reductase complex (NADPH).